AUGUCCGACGCACGGACAGAACAGAAUGUCGCACGGCAUGCCGCACAGACAAUCGCAGAGCAUGAAUUAUCAGCGGGCGCCGUCGCUUGCGGCAGAGCAACAACCUGCUCUCAGGAGGAAUGUCCUGGCGUCGACGACGAGCGGGUUACGUACGUCUGCGACAAGUUCGCGACAUCGCCAGAGUCAGAAGCUGAAGGCGACGACACGCCAGGAGUCCCACUCGAUCACGACAGCUGUUGCUACAACGCGGCGUCGCGGGCCACGUGGCAGCAUUCUAUGGCGUCGCCUCUGUUGCGCCAGUCGUCGCUCACGACGUACCUGCCGUCGACGGCGGCGGCGAUCGCGGGGUCAGGCGGGUUCCAGGCCGAGGCUGCAAGCAUGAUGCGGCACGGCGCGCACGCGGCGGCGGCGCUGUCGCGCUUCCCCGGGACCAUGAUGCCAUUCUUCGACUCUCUCGGUUCGCGACCCGACUCGGACGCUACUAACGGCAAAUCCAACUUGGAGACGCCCGCGGCCGCCGCGCACGGGCAUUCCGUGCGGCCGGUGCCACCGCUGCUUGAAGUACCACCGGAAUCGCUUCUUGACACGUCAGCAGACCUUACCGGCGCCGGCGACUCGGAGAUGCUGCGCCAAAGCGAGGUGCGAUUCGACGCGUGGACGGACCACGAUGCGGCUGCGGACGUGCCAACGCCGCGCUUGCCGCGUCGCCGUCAGGGUUACCCUGCCGGCGGGGUUCGCGGAUCGGCUGCCAUGACGGCGCAGUCGGAGAGGCGCGGAGGCGAUGCCAGCGGGAAUGGCGCUACUAGUGGCGCUUCGGGCGGUAGCCUUGUUCUAUCAGAUAGCGCAUCGUCUGUUAGCCUUCCGCAGACGCCGAACGCCGUCGGAUUAGUUUCCGAAUCGGGGAAAGAGCUGCGAUGCGCUUCGGGAGACGGCGACGCGGAAGCCGCCGAGGAGCCUAUGGGAGCUUCCGAACGAGCCGCUGUGGCGGCGGCGGCCUCGAGUGCGCGACCCGGGUUUGUGCGCCAGCGCGCCACGUCAGCGUGCCUCGACCUCUCCUCGUCUAAUAUCACUUCCAGCAGCGGCGACUGCUCCAGCGGCGGUCGCGCCGCGAGAGCGGGGAGCUCGCUGUUCGAGGAGUGGACGGAUCUGGGCGGCCGGCCGCCGUGGGUGGCGGGAGACAGCGGAUCGGCGCAAGGGAAGGAAGCAUCCGGGACGGCGACGGAGCGCCGACGGCCGAUCUUCCACCAGAAGACCCCGUCGGGCCGCAUCCUGCAGGAGCUGUUCGACCUGGAGAACGGCCCUCUGGACCUCGAGUUCCUAGUCAGCCUGCGCACGCCCAGCCGCCGCCACUACGACUCGCCUGCUCGCCCAUCCUCCGUGCGCUCCUCGCCUUACGCCCGCCGCACGCCCACCACCACGCCCCCUCGCCCUCCCUCCUCUCUCGCUCCCUCUCCCUCUCCUUCUCCUCCUCCUGCUGCUGCGGCUGCUGCUGCUUCAGAUGGCCCGGCCUUGUCAGAUUCUCCCUCCGCCUCCGCCCCGCUUGAUUCAGCAGGCACUGAAUCUGCUGUUUCAGAGGCAGGCGUGCACGAUGCUGCAUGGCGCCUGCUGCUGCUGCAGCAGCAGAAGAUCGCCAUGAUGGAGGAGGAGAUCCUCCAGCUCCGGCAGCGCUGCCGGGCCGCAGGACUAGGCUCGGAUAAAGCCAGGAGCGGAGGCGGAACGGUGACUGCUGCUGGCUCAUCCGAGAGCAAUGGAUUUGUGCUGGAGAAUCAGGGUGUGGGGGGAGGAGGGGCGUCAGGAGCAGUGUAUGGCGGGCUUGGGCAGUAUUCCGCGAUAAACCUGCGCAGGGGCCUGGGGGAGGGAGUGCAGGCAAGAGGGGCGAACACUAGUCUCAGCCUUUCACUGCCGGAGACAGGCCGUGAUGCCAAGGACGGACCAGGAGGGAGCGAGUCUCUGGCCAUUCCGUCGCCCAGCUCCUCCCAUUCCACGUUGAGUUGGGCGAGCCAUGCCGGUCGCCUCGAUUCAUCCGGGGAUAGCCUUGUCUCGCCGCGGUUUUCCCCUAGGCCUGCUGUUGCGGCUAUGGGUGCUGCUGCUGCGGCUGCCGCGGCUGCUGCUGGGAAGGCUCGGGUGUCAAGUCCCUCUGCUGCCGGUAUUCGGCACGGUUUUAGAGCCUUCUAG
Closterium sp. Yama58-4 is the source of this 2175-nucleotide messenger RNA. Lineage: Eukaryota; Viridiplantae; Streptophyta; Zygnematophyceae; Desmidiales; Closteriaceae. The record is from the annotation of a GenBank genome assembly.